This is a messenger RNA of Mucor mucedo, 602 nucleotides long. RefSeq lists its product as uncharacterized. NCBI's taxonomy places the organism in Eukaryota, Fungi, Mucoromycota, Mucoromycetes, Mucorales, Mucoraceae. Bases 71 to 508 code for a protein of 145 amino acids. The transcript is spliced from 3 exons. The record is from RefSeq and is a predicted model, not a curated record.
UGAAAAACCAAAGGAAACCCAUGCUGCAAAUGUCAUUCAUAAAUGGAGAUUUAUUCUCCGCAUCUUUCAAAUGCUCAACGUCAUUGGUUCAUUUGGGUUCCAAGCAAGCGCAAGCACUUGGUCUGGGAAAAAUGUACCCUUUAAGAGCGUGUCAUUAUUUUAUUUCUUUUAUGCUAUUGAAUGGUUAUCGUUUAUAUGGAGUGCCUUUUGUAUUUAUGUCAGUUUAUCCAUGAAGAUGAACAAAACUGCUACAGGAAAUAUCAAACCGGCCAUUGUUUUUGCUGUGGAUACGCUGUUAGCUGCUUUAUUAGGCAUUGGAAUCAGCACAGAAAUAGGAACCUACACCUGUCCGGCUGGUGGGUUCAAUGGAUGGUGUAAUUUUUAUAAUGCCGGUCUUUGCUUUGGCAUGAUGCUGUUUUUAAGUUUUGGAAUAAGCGCAUUAUGGGAUUUAUUUAAUGGGCUUUCAUGUUUACGCACAAAAUCAUCUUCAAAUAACAAUCUUGUAUGAAUUGGACUACCUUAUGGCGCAAUCCCAGGAACCGCCCAAUAAAACUAUGCCGUUAGACACUAUUUUUCAUCUCCGCAUUUUAAUAAAAAUCCCC